AAACCCAUUUUUCAGACUAAACCAUAACUCAUCCAAUUCAUUAUCAAUUACUAAGUUAAAAUUCAAUCUUCUAGAACUUUCUCUCAAUGGCUCGUACAAAGCAAACAGCACGCAAAUCCACCGGCGGCAAGGCUCCCCGGAAGCAACUCGCAACAAAGGCCGCUAGGAAAUCUGCUCCGGCAACCGGCGGAGUGAAGAAGCCACACAGAUUCAGGCCAGGAACAGUAGCUUUGAGAGAGAUCCGUAAGUACCAAAAGAGUACCGAGCUUCUGAUCCGAAAACUUCCUUUCCAGCGUCUCGUUCGUGAAAUCGCUCAGGAUUUCAAGACGGAUCUAAGGUUUCAGAGCAGUGCUGUUUCGGCUCUUCAGGAAGCUGCAGAGGCUUACUUGGUUGGACUAUUUGAAGACACAAAUCUUUGCGCUAUUCAUGCUAAGAGGGUCACCAUCAUGCCUAAGGACAUUCAGCUUGCUAGGAGAAUCAGAGGCGAGAGGGCUUAGUUUGUGUCUAAUCCAAUUUCAUUCCCAAAUGUUAUUUUCUAAACCCUAGAAUGAGAUAGACUGUUUAGUUUCUAUGUAUGAAUGUUAAACUCUAGUUGUAAUACUAUUUAAAUGUUAAUCAAUCUUUAGUAUCUUGUUUAUUUA
Messenger RNA from Vicia villosa (hairy vetch), 641 nucleotides. RefSeq names its product histone H3.2. Gene Ontology annotation, molecular function: DNA binding; protein heterodimerization activity; structural constituent of chromatin. The transcript has a single exon. NCBI's taxonomy places the organism in Eukaryota, Viridiplantae, Streptophyta, Magnoliopsida, Fabales, Fabaceae. Gene Ontology annotation, cellular component: nucleosome. Bases 87 to 497 code for a protein of 136 amino acids. The record is from RefSeq and is a predicted model, not a curated record.